Molecule: messenger RNA, 1358 nt
Organism: Oncorhynchus nerka (sockeye salmon)
Lineage: Eukaryota; Metazoa; Chordata; Actinopteri; Salmoniformes; Salmonidae
Product: putative nuclease HARBI1
Exons: 3
Coding region: 427-978 (183 amino acids)
Source: RefSeq, a predicted model, not a curated record
CACCAGGUGUGGCCACUAGCCUAUAUGAAGGCCCAAAAUUGUGUGUUCCUUUCUGCUCUGACAAUGGCAUGCCCAUUCGUGCGAGAUGUGGUGGAUGAAGAAGCACUUGUGCUGAGGAGAGCCUUCAGGCGAGAAAGGGUCUUCAGGGACCGGUUGGACCCACUGGCCUUCCCUGAUGACCAUCUAUAUGAAAGAUACAGGUUUUCUGCAGAUGGCAUCAGGUAUCUAUGCAGACUACUGGGUCCCAGGAUUAAGCACCGCACUGCACGGAGCCAUGCACUGAGUGUGGAGCAAAUGGUUUGUGUGGCCUUGCGCUUUUUUGCUAGUGGAGCCUUCCUGUACUCAGUGGGGAUGCAGAACAGCUGAACAAGGCCACAAUUUGCCACACAAUAAGGAGUGUGUGUCUGGCUAUCAAAGCAUUAGCAGAUGUCUUCAUCUCCUUCCCUGGCCACAGAAGACUCUGUGACAUCAAAGAGGAGUUCUAUAGGAUUGCAGAUGGUCUGCAAUGCUGACUGUGUGAUCAGCAAUGUUGUGGCAAAAUGGCCUGGCUCAGUCCAUGACUCCAGAAUCUUUCGGGCCUCUGAAAUCUAUCAGUGCCUAUCACAAGGUGAAUUCUCUGGUGUGUUGCUGGGAGACAGGGGGUAUGGCUGCCAGCCUUUUCUCCUGACACCUUUCACAGACCCCCAGGAAGCACAGCAGGCCUACAACCAUGCCCAUGCCAGGACCAGGGCCAGAGUUGAAAUGACCUUUGGCCUCCUGAAGGCACGCUUUCACUGCCUUCACAAAUUAAGGGUCAGCCCUGUUAGGGCAUGUGAUAUUACUGUGGCUUGUGCUGUCCUCCACAAUGUGGCCUGCCUGAGGAAGGAGAGGGCCCCCAGAGUGCCACCAGCCAUGGACUGGGACAAUCCGGCAAUCUUCCCUGAUGACGACAGUGGUCGGCUGCUGAGGGACCAAUAUGUGUUGAAUUAUUUUAGUUAGUAUGUGUGCUUUCAAUUUUGGUUAAAUAUGUCCUGCGGUGGCAGAGGAAUUUGGGUUUUUUUGGGUUCGUUUUUGACGAAUUUGGCCUCUUAUGAUGUUUGUGCGGUAUACUGUGUGUAAUACAAGGCUGCAGGGAGGCUACUGCAUCCAUUCAUUUGUCUGUUCAGUUGAUGUGUAUGGAUUUGUCCUGCAUUUAUUUUAGUGUGCAGACAUGCAGGGUGUGUUAUAUACAGACAUUUGAAUGUGUAUGUAUCAUUUUGUAUAAUAUGCUUGGAUUCUGUGCUUUCCAUCUUGUAGAGUCACUGUGACUUCAGUUUCGAAAGGAGCUGAUGGUUUACCUGCUUUGUUUUGUCCUUAUUCAAUAAAGGAACAUAAUGUUA